This is a messenger RNA of Cyclopterus lumpus (lumpfish), 4392 nucleotides long. Its product is annotated as cohesin subunit SA-2. Lineage: Eukaryota; Metazoa; Chordata; Actinopteri; Perciformes; Cyclopteridae. Gene Ontology annotation, molecular function: chromatin binding. Gene Ontology annotation, cellular component: chromatin; cohesin complex; nucleus. The record is from RefSeq and is a predicted model, not a curated record. The transcript has 26 exons. The coding region runs from base 1055 to 3937 and encodes 960 amino acids. Gene Ontology annotation, biological process: sister chromatid cohesion.
UUGGCUUCAUGCCCAACCAUUUCUUCAGUCAGGUUUAUAACAGUGAUCGACAUUAUUAUAUUGGUUUUCUAUCUUUUUUUAUCCGGAAUCCCCAUUUGUUACUACCAAAGUAGAAACUACUCGUUCUGGGAUGCGUACAAAAAAACAACACUACAUCACAAUGUAAAAACAAAUCAAUCAAAACCUAAAGCAAAAAAUGGAACAAAACACAAAGGCGAAAAGCGGAAAGCGCAAACCAAAACAACAACAAAAAACAAUUAAUCAAACAACAAUAAAACCACAAAUGACAAUAAUAACAACAAAUGACAACAAGUCAAAAAAAAUUUCACAAAAAACUAAAGAGAAACAUGCAAAAAAAGGCCCAAAAUCCACAAGUACCUAAAAUACAUUCAACACAGCUAAAAAAACAACAGGAGCACCAUUAAAAAGAAAAAUGAAUAAACCAAGAAAGUUCCUCAUUGAGAUCACAUAGUCAGAUAUUAUGGAGCAAAACGUGUCGGAUCUGGAGAUAGAAAUACAAUGACUCAAAUUCACUCCGUCUAUUCAUAAUAAAGACUCAAUAGCGGUCAUUUGACACAAUAGACACUUUUCAUUCAUAAUUAUUUCAACUGAACUGCAAGCUGUUCACAGCCUGAAGCACCGAGCGAGGACGCUGGAGGUGUAAAGAUAGCGUAAUGAAAUGUUAAUACGACUUAAUGCUGCUGUAUUCUUCUCACCUGUUUGUUUCUUCUACUGUGUACGCCGGAGCUCUGAAGGGACACCAUUUCUCUCCCCUGUUCAGUACUUCAUAUGGAGAGCAUUUCUCCUUUGACCUUUGAGGAUGACCAACUUCUUUCUUUCUUUGCUUCUAACUGAACUGAUAUCCAAUUGGUUUAAGCUCCAGAGUGAUCCCUGACCCGUCCCAACAUACUCAUCCGCCUCCAGGAAAGACAGUGUGGAGUAUCCUCUGACACAGCCCGGACCGUACGGCCGCUGGUUCCACUCUGAGUUCUGCGACUUUGUGGCGGUGCUGGUGGCUCGGUGUCAGCACAGUGUCGUAUUUGACAGUUACCUGAUGACCACCCUCAUCUCUCUGCUCACCGAGCUGUCGGACUCCUACGUACGGGCUUUCAGACACACCUGCACGCUAGCGGCGGUGAAGCUGAUGAGCUCCCUGGUGGCCGUGGCCCUGAGCCUGAGCGGCGGCAUCGAGAACAGUCAGAAGCUGUACCAGGUGCAGAAGACCAAGACGAUGAGACAGAGGAGCCCUCCGCAACCGGAGAGGAUUCAGAGGAAGAUCACGGAGCUGCGGGAGAAGAGGGCGGAGAUAGAGAUUAUGAUGGACGUCAUCUUCAAAGGGAUCUUUCUCAAGAGAUAUCGCGAUGUGCUUCCAGAAAUCCGCUCCAUCUGUAUGGAGGAGCUGGGUUUGUGGAUGAAGCUCUACAGUUCUGCGUUUCUCAACGACAGCUACCUCAAGUACAUGGGCUGGAUGAUGCACGACAAGGUACCGGACGUGCGUCUCAAGUGUGUGUUAGGCCUCCAGGGCUUGUAUGGCGCUCCUCCGCUCCUCCCGAAGCUGGACCUGUUCACCACCCGCUUCAAGGACCGGAUGAUCUCCAUGACCCUGGACAAGGACAGCGAAGUGGCGGUGCAGACCAUGAAGCUGCUGCUUCUCGUCUCCAAAGCGUCCGACGGUGCGCUCGGCCCGGGGGACUACAAGCAGCUGCUGCAGUUCGUCUACUCUUCACAGCGCCCUCUUGCUGUCGCAGCGGGGAAGCUGCUCUUCGCCCGGGUUCUCGACACCGUAGGCCCUGCGUCCGAUACCCAGGAUGAAAUAAACGAGGAGGCGGCACACAAGCGACAGGCAUCCUCCAGACUGAGGGCUCUGCUGCACUUCUACCAGGAGUCUGAGCUGCACAAGCAUGUGGUGUACCUUGUGGACAGUCUGUGGGACUGUGCUGGAGCCCUGCUGAAGGACUGGCCCACACUCACAUCUAUACUGCUGCAGGACCCCUCCCCACACGGUCCAGGUCUCACUUGUUCAGAACAAGCGGUGCUUGUGGAGGUCUUGGUAGCUUCGGUUCGUCAGGCCUCGGAGGGACCAGCGCUGCCAGGAAGGAGUGGAGCCAAGAAGGUGAUGAGCGCCAGGGAAAAGAAAGUCCAGAUGGAGGACUGUACGAAGCUGACCGCUCAUCUCCUCGUGGUGCUUCCUCAGUUACUGUCCAAGUUUUCAGGUAGCUGUGCCACCGUUGCCUCCCUGAUGAAGAUCCCUCAGUACUUCCUCCCCGAGUGUCCCGAGGCCGGCGGCACACAGGCAGCUUCCGGCCUGAUGGCGGAGCUGGGAGCUGCUUUGGACCGCCACCCGGACCCGGACCCCGCCCUCCUGGAGGUGGCAGCCCGCACGUACCUCAGCCUGUGUGUGGGGGAGGACGCGUCCUGGUGCUCCGUGACCCGAGCCGCCAGAGACUCCUUGGUCCGGCGCUGGGUGGACCACCUGACGGCUCUGCUGGGGGACUCGCUCCAGGGCGAGAGUCCGCGUUUCACUGCUGACAAGGAGAAAAGGGCAGAGAUUCUGGCCACGCUGAAGAAACUACGAGCUUUCCACAACUGUCACAACCUCCUCAAGUGGGACCUGUUCGGGCUGUUGUCUCCCCUGCUGUCGGCGGAGAGCGGCGAGGGAGGGGCCCCACCUGAGGUGCUGUUGGAGGUCCUGCGGUGUCUGUCGUACUGCAUGCUCUGGUCCCUCAACACGAGUGGUGGAACUUUAAACUCCAGAGAGAAAGAGAGACUCCAGCUGCGUCUCUUCUGUGAGAGGGGUAAUCGCUGUCUCUCCCACUCUGACCACAGCGUGCAGCAGCAGGCUUUCCUGGGCAUGUGUGACGUGCUGACGGCUCACUCCUACCAGCUGCAGGCGUGGGAUCCCACCUCCUUCAGCCCGCUGCUCUACACUCCCAGCCCCAAACUGCAGAGGGCGCUGUUGACCUUCGUAUGCGCGCACGUGUUCGUGGGGCCAGACUGUGUGGGCCAGAGCGCUGCCGGCGAGGACUCUGAGAUGGAGCGGCUGGAGGAACUUCACAGACGCAGAAAUCUGCUCGCGGCCUUCUGCAAACUGAUAGUGCACAGCGUGCUGGAGAUGAGCAUGGCGGCGGAGGUGUACACGCACUACAUGAAGUACCACAACGACUUCGGAGACAUCAUCAAGGAGACGAUGUACCGGACGAGACAGAUGGACAAGAUGGACAGCGCUCGGACACUGGUGCUCAGUUUGCAGCGGCUGUUUGUCCGUCUGAAGCGAGAGCAGGAGAGCGGCGGCGGGGCUCACCCAGGGGUCCAGACCUUCACCAGCAUCAAGGAGCUCGCCAGGCGGUUCGCCCUGACCUUCGGGGACCUCGUCAAGUUCCGCGAGUGCGUCGUCGUGAUCCACAGGAAUGGCAUCGACUUCGUGUUCCAGGAGUUCAGUCAGAGCCCCGACACCCCCACGCCGCCGUACCUCUCCUACCUGACCAUCCUCGGCGAGUUCUCCAGCAAACUCCUCAAACCGGACAAGAAAGUAGUGUUCUCCUACCUGCAGAAGCACACCGCGGAGCACAUCGUUGACCCCAGGGACGAGUGCUGGCAGCCGCUGUUCUACUACCGAGCGUCCCUGCUGGCCGCGGCCGAAGGGGAAGACGCCGUCUCUUACGUAAGCUCGGACAGGAAGUUGUACCUGCCCGGUCGCUCUCCCCUCUCCAGAACGAAACUAGAAGGGAGCAAGUCCCCCUGCCCAUUCAGCCCCGUCGACUCCAAAGUCAGCAAAGGUCACAGGUCGGGCUUCAGUCCAAGCCACCAGGAGAAGACGGCCGACGCGGAUCCCUUCUCCGUCUCCGUUGAACCUCCGGCAACAAGGUUGAACUCUGAGGGAUCCGUCGCCAGCCCCGGCAACGAGGCGGAGGACGACACCGUGGACGUGGAACUGUAACAGUUAGGAGUACAGUGCACACAUAACAGCGUCCCAUUUAUUUUAUUUAGUUCCUACAAUACUGUUAAUCCAGGUUUAAAAUGCAGUACCCUAUGUCUUGUAUGUGGACAUGGUUUUAAAGGUUAUUCUUUAUAUUGCUUAGCGUCAACGACCAAAACCAGCCGGAGUGUAUCCUCCUGUUACGUGUGCCUGAUGCAUCUUCCUCCUCUGUGCCAUAAACUUCAAAGUGUUGCUUGGAAAGUAUUAAAAACACAUCAGUGUUUCACUGGGGGGCAUCAUCCUACAUAGUUUAAUUGAAUCAAUGCCACAUUCAGCGCCCCGCCACUGCAAAUACCGACUAGAUAUGUAUUAAUCCACAACAGAAAAUAGUGCCCAACAAAUGCACUUCCCCAUUUGAGUGAUAUUUGCUAAAAAAAAAGAAAGAAGUUCACCUGUUUUAGAAAAAUACUAAGUAU